Molecule: messenger RNA, 1236 nt
Organism: Mizuhopecten yessoensis (Yesso scallop)
Lineage: Eukaryota; Metazoa; Mollusca; Bivalvia; Pectinida; Pectinidae
Product: kinesin-like protein KIF11
Exons: 10
Biological process (GO): microtubule-based movement; mitotic spindle assembly
Cellular component (GO): spindle microtubule; nucleus
Molecular function (GO): ATP binding; microtubule binding; plus-end-directed microtubule motor activity
Source: RefSeq, a predicted model, not a curated record
UUUGAAAACAUUGUAAGGAGGACCGGUCUGUGUUGAUAGCAUAAACAUGAAACCAAAAACAGCAGAUAAAAAUCAAAACAUUAAGGUCUCGGUAAGAUGCAGACCAAUAAAUUCACAGGAAAAGAAACAAGGCUCUUUUUCUGUACUUGAAUGCAAUGCUGAAAAAAAGGAGGUCACUGUAAAAGAACGUCUAGGUGUAAAUCCCAACACCAAAUCCUUCUUCUUCGAUCAUGUUUUCCCGCCAUCGUCCAAACAGAUGGAUGUCUAUCAGUCUGUGGUCACUCCCAUCAUCGACGAAGUUCUCUCAGGAUACAACUGUACUGUCUUUGCGUACGGCCAGACAGGUUCGGGAAAGACCUUCACUAUGGAGGGGGAUCGCACAGAUGACCCAGACAUUUCCUGGGAAGAAGACCCCUUAGCUGGUCUAGUUCCCAGAGCUAUGAACCACAUAUUUGAGCAGCUGAAAACUCAGGAUGUUGAGUUUUCUGUGAGAGUCUCAUUUUUGGAGCUUUACAACGAAGAAUUAUUUGACCUUUUGGGAUCUGGUGAUGACACGUUGAAACUCAGGAUAUAUGAGGAUAGUACAAAAAAGGGCUCUGUUAUCAUUAACGGCCUGGAAGAAGUCGUGGUCCGCAACAAGACUGAAGUCUUUGAGAUCUUGGAGCGAGGAACAGCUCGUAGACAAACUGCUGCAACAUUGAUGAAUGCACAUUCUAGUCGCUCGCACACAGUGUUUUCAGUGACGAUUCAUAUCAAAGAGAGCAACAUUGAAGGGGAGGAACUCAUGAAGACAGGAAAGUUGUAUUUGGUGGACUUAGCCGGCAGUGAAAACAUUGGUCGUUCAGGAGCUGUAGACAAACGAGCCAGAGAGGCUGGCAGUAUAAACCAGAGUUUACUUACCCUAGGCCGAGUGAUUACUUCUCUGGUGGAGCAUGCCCCUCAUAUACCCUACAGGGAGAGCAAGCUGACCCGCCUACUACAGGACUCCCUUGGGGGUCGCACCAAGACUUCCAUCAUUGCUACUAUCUCACCGGCAGCCUGUAAUUUGGAGGAGACCCUGAGUACAUUAGACUAUGCUCACCGGGCCAAGAACAUCCAGAACCGCCCAGAAAUCAACCAGAAGCUCACCAAGAAGGCUCUAAUGAGGGAAUACACAGAGGAGAUCGAGAGACUCAGGAGAGACCUGCAGGCUGUUCGCGAGAAAAAUGGAAUUUACCUGGCAGAGGAAAACUAUGU